AUGUCCCACGUUGAUAAGAGCGAGCGAAGACGGCAAAAUGGCCAGGAAAGAGAUAGCAAUGGAAAUAUUGGGAAUGGAAAUACACACAAGACUCGAGCAGAAAGAUACCGCAAUAAUUAUACAAACAACAAGAAGAAUAUUUCACCGAAGGUUAGGAUUGUUUUACCAAAAUAUUUCUUGACAAGCUGAUCUGAUUAUGUCAUAUAUUUUCAAAUAGAAUAUUGAUCAACUAUCACAAUCGUAUUAAAUUGAAAUAUAUUGUUGAUAUGCACCAGAUAUGAAUAUAUUGUGCUUUAAUUAAAAUGGCCUGAUUUUUGUAAUCUAUUGCAAGUAGAGACCACUAGAGACAAGUCAUUUCUCUAGAGUGGACAAAUUUGGACUACAGAUCGAGUCUGUGUAUAAAAUGACUAGCAAACGGACACAUCUGAUUGUUAAUAUUGUUAUAAAUUAUUUAUUAUGUGAAAUUGACAAAUCCCAUGGGACCUUUUGAUUGGACACUAUAAACAUUAAAGCUUUUAUUUGGUGUGGACGUAAUCAAUAGAAUAAGAAAGUUAGGAAACUUGAUGCAGGCAUAAUAGGCUUCAUUAUCUAUGUUUUGGUUUAUGCAAGAAUAAAUAGGCUUCAUUAUCUAUGUUUUGGUUUAUGCAAGAAAUGGUCAGUUCAUCGCCAUGUGUGUAUUGUAUUUUCGCCAGAGCAACCAACAAACCAUUGUGUAUUAGUAUUUUUGCACAAGUGAACAUAACAAAUCCUACAAGGUGAUUGUUCAAAUUUGACGUAUUAAUCUGUUAUAUUCACCCACAGGUGAAUAUAACAAAAUUGAAAUUUUCAAAAUGGCGGCUAGCCGUUUUGUUGAAGUUAGUGAUAAAGAAAUAAGCGAAAUUAAAAUGAAUUCAGGCCAGAAAAAAAAAACACAAAAAAACUUGUGCAAAAAUACUAAAACAAUUAUUCGUCUCAGGCUCGGUGAUUAUCGGGGAAUAUUCACCGCGACUUUGUUAAAUAUCACGACUGGGUAAUUAAACCAACAUAUCAAGAUUUUAUUGGCAUCUCACUCGAUUCAAUAAUAGUUGAAGGGUCCAAAAGAUGGAAAUUAUUGAGUGUAAAUUAAUUUAUAUACAUUUUUCAGACCUAACCAGGAACAGCUGCAAAAAAUGCAACCUCAGGAAUCGAACCUGUGGUGUGUGACGAUGAACCGAGCAGCUGUCAAUAUACAGUAGCGUAGCCAGCCCGACUAUUUGGUCCCGCUAUGCAAAUAUUUUCAUGUUCAUUGACUGUGAAAACAAUCAAUUUCUAAAGAAAUGAAUAAUGAUAAUAAUUUUGAAUUUGCAUAGCGGGACUAAAUUGUCGGGCUGGCUACGCCACUGUCAAUAUAUCUGUUGGCCUAAUGAGUUUAACUUUUUGUUGUAGUCAAGUUAUAAAGGGCUACAUCGAACCAACAGUCAAGAUCAAGUACGCCGUUUAGUUGAACAGGAGGGUAGAACUGCCAGGAACCUUGUGACAUGGUCUGUUCCUGUUAGCGACGAAAGACAAA
This is a messenger RNA of Paramuricea clavata, 1528 nucleotides long. The record is from the annotation of a GenBank genome assembly. NCBI's taxonomy places the organism in Eukaryota, Metazoa, Cnidaria, Anthozoa, Malacalcyonacea, Plexauridae.